GCCACUAUUCCCACAAAACCUUUCAGGUUCCUGUUUCGGUCUGUUUACCACCCCGCGUACCGCCCUCCCCGCCGGCGCACCGGCGAAAAAGUUCAAAACCCUACUUACCACCCCGUGUGCUUUAAUCUGCUAUGCUCAAUGGCUGAGCAAGUCGAAGAUGUCUCUACAUUACCGUUACCGGAUGCCUUCCUCGAUUUUCUCAGGCGGAACGGUUUGGAUCCUUCAAUUUAUGCUGCUUCUCAUUCCACGCCUCGUUACAUUAGGUUAAAACCCGGUUGCGAAAGACACCUCAUGGAAAUUGAAGCUGAGAUUAAAUGCAAGCUUAAAGAAGUGUCUUGGUUGCCUUAUUUCUACUAUCUUUCGCCUGAUGUUGGAAUCGCUAGAACGAAGGCGUAUCAAGAAGGAAAGAUAUAUGGUAUUGAUGCAGCUUCUGGAGCUGCUGUUUUAUCUUUGGGUAUCUCACCAGGAGAUCAUGUCCUCGAUCUCUGUGCUGCACCUGGUGCUAAACUUUGUAUGAUAUUGGACCUUCUUGGCUGUUCUGGUACCGUGACUGGUGUUGAUGUUUCUAGACAUCGAUUAGCAGCUUGCAGAAAUAUGCUGCAGAAGUACACACUUGGUGACCGUUGCCGUCUGUUUGUUGCUGAUGGAACAACAUUUUCCCUUAUUCCUGUGAGGGUUUGUUUGAACUCUAAAUCAUCUGCUGCUGAAGAACAAUUAGAGGUGUACAAGGAGUGGACUCCUCGGAGAUCAUGGAAAGAAAGGAAACGAGCAGCUAAAACUAGAGAAAAUGAUGCUUCUCAGUUCUUUUCACAAAUUCAGGAUCCAGAGCUUAUAUUUUAUGGGCAUCAUUCUGGAGUGGUUGGUUUGAGUAAAUGUGAAGUGUAUCAAAGUCUCAACGACCAUGAGCUCUUGCAAUUAGGUUAUGACAAGGUCCUCGUUGAUGCAGAAUGUACACAUGAUGGUUCAAUUAGGCACAUCCAAAAAUUUGAACAAUGGGGAUGGACAACACUUCAGCGCCGAGUACUGGAUGCAGAGAGAACUGAUUUCUUGACUGUCCUACAGUUAAAACUCCUAGCCAAUGGGUUCAGAUUGCUCAAAGUUGGUGGAUCUCUUGUCUACAGCACGUGCAGUUUAACUCUUUCUCAAAAUGAAGAUGUGGUAGAGCAGUUCCUUUCACAAAAUGCAUCUGCAGAGUUGCUGGAGAUAGAUGCUGCCCAAAACUGGCCUUGUAAGAGUGCUAGAAUUCCCAAGACUCUGCGCUUUGAUCCGUUGACAUCUUCUACCAGUGGACUUUUCAUUGCAAAGUUCACAAAGCUAGCCGUUUGAAGUAUCGUGUUUAUAUGUUAGUAUUCUGCUGUUCAUGGAUGAAGAUUGGAGUGUCAAAUUUAUAGCGCCGAAUUAAAGAAUCUUGAAACGUGCCUUGGCAAAAGGCUGUCAUGUCCAAGCAGUUGCAUUCAAAUGAAAGAGCACCUACCGGAAAUGCAACAAAGAUUCGGCACUACAUUAUUGUAACAUGACCACACCAUAUAUAACGUCGUUUUGGGUUCGCCUAUUCAUGCAUUAAUUGCGAAUUUUUGAGUAUCAUCUUUGUAUGAAUAGAAAACAUUAGGAGUGUGUUUGCUAAACAUCGUAAUGAUGCAGACUUCAACAUCCCUGUUCAUUUUUAACUGUAUAAAUUUGGUAAAUUUCAUUUGGGAUCA
Olea europaea var. sylvestris is the source of this 1700-nucleotide messenger RNA. RefSeq names its product ribosomal RNA small subunit methyltransferase B. The transcript is spliced from 9 exons. The coding region runs from base 139 to 1326 and encodes 395 amino acids. The record is from RefSeq and is a predicted model, not a curated record. Gene Ontology annotation, molecular function: methyltransferase activity. Gene Ontology annotation, biological process: RNA methylation. NCBI's taxonomy places the organism in Eukaryota, Viridiplantae, Streptophyta, Magnoliopsida, Lamiales, Oleaceae.